AGAAGAUUUUGCACACCUACAUUGCCUUACCGCUCUCGUCGUCGGUUCAUAAUGCAGCGUCCUCAGUACGAAACCCAGGGCCCGACCCAGCAGUACAACCGUCCAGCGUACAACAACGGCGGGUACAACAUGAACCGACUCGUAGAUGACGCGCAGCAGCAGGGCUACAACCAGCCGCCGGCCAACUACUACCAGCAGCCGCAGGGGUACCCGAUGGGCAAUCCCAUGUACAACGCUCCCCAGGGGUACCCGCCCAUGAUGCCCGGCUACCGCGGUGGUCGAGGUCGCGGGUGGUACUACCCGAAUGGCGGUCGCGGCGGCUUCAGCAACAUGCGGGGCGGCUUCCGCGGCGGCCGUGGCGGCUACCCCAUCCGCCGCAAGAAGCCCUUUGUCGGCGGCACGCUGGAGACACAGCGCGAGUGGGAGCAGCAGACCGCCUGCUGCUUCUACCUCCAGGGCAACUGCAAGUUCGGUGAUGCGUGCCGCUUUCUGCACGAGGACGGCGAGGGCCACCCGUGCCAGUUCGGAGAUAAAUGCCGCGUUCACGGCACCGCGAAGGCUGCGGAAGGCGAGCAGCCGGCUGCUGACUCUGAGGCGAAGAAGGACGCAAAGGUGGUGGCCGAGAAGGCGGAGAAAACGGAGAAGGAGGCGGCGCCGGCCAAGGAGGAGGAGAAGAAGGAGUAA
This is a messenger RNA of Leptomonas pyrrhocoris, 684 nucleotides long. Its product is annotated as putative mitochondrial zinc finger protein family member, putative (ZC3H34). The transcript has a single exon. The coding region runs from base 52 to 684 and encodes 210 amino acids. NCBI's taxonomy places the organism in Eukaryota, Euglenozoa, Kinetoplastea, Trypanosomatida, Trypanosomatidae. Gene Ontology annotation, molecular function: metal ion binding. The record is from RefSeq and is a predicted model, not a curated record.